Molecule: messenger RNA, 3258 nt
Organism: Neomonachus schauinslandi (Hawaiian monk seal)
Lineage: Eukaryota; Metazoa; Chordata; Mammalia; Carnivora; Phocidae
Gene: ERAP2
Product: endoplasmic reticulum aminopeptidase 2
Exons: 18
Coding region: 10-2868 (952 amino acids)
Biological process (GO): peptide catabolic process; proteolysis
Cellular component (GO): cytoplasm
Molecular function (GO): peptide binding; zinc ion binding; metalloaminopeptidase activity
Source: RefSeq, a predicted model, not a curated record
UCUUCUGCAAUGGCUAAUCCAUGCAGAAAACUGCUAUUUAAUAUUUACAUGGGAUUUUACUGCUCAACCAUCAUGCCCCAAAUGUGCAUUUGUUCUCAGUUUUCAAUGUCAUCUACUGAUCCAUUCAAUAAGGACCCUAGGGCUUUCCCCAUAGCCACCAAUGGGGAACCGUUUCCUUGGAACAAGCUGAGGCUCCCCAGCAUGAUAAUUCCCCUCCACUAUGACCUUUUGGUCCAUCCAAAUCUCACCUCAUUGGACUUCAUUGGUUUUGAGAAGAUUGAAGUCUUGGUCAGAGAUGCCACUCAAUUUAUCAUCUUGCACAGCAAAGACCUUGAAGUCAUGAAUGUCAUCCUUCAAUCAGAGGAAGAUUUGAGAUACAGGAAACCAGGAAAAAAGCUGAACGUUUUGAGUUAUCCUGCUCAUCAACAAAUUGCACUGUUGGUUCCAGAGAAACUAAUGGCUGAUUUGAGAUACUCUGUGGCUAUCAACUUCCAGGCCAAGUUAGCCAAUGGUUUUGAAGGGUUUUAUAAAAGCACAUACAGAACUCGUGGUGGUAAAACAAGAAUAAUUGCAGUAACAGAUUUUGAGCCAACUGAAGCCCGGAUGGCUUUCCCUUGCUUUGAUGAACCAUUGUUUAAAGCCAACUUUUCCAUCAAGAUAAGAAGAGAAAGUGGACACAUUGCACUCUCCAACAUGCCAAAGGUUAAGACAAUUGAACUUGAAGGAGGCCUCUUAGAAGAUCAUUUUGAAACUACGGUAAAAAUGAGUACAUACCUUGUAGCUUACAUAGUUUGUGAUUUCAACUCUGUGAGUGGCACCACCUCCUCAGGAGUCAAGGUGUCCGUCUAUGCAUCCCCAGAUAAAUGGAGUCAAACACAUUAUGCUUUGGAAGCAUCAUUAAAGCUACUUGAUUUUUAUGAAAAUUACUUUGAUAUCAACUAUCCACUCCCCAAACUAGAUCUAAUUGCCAUUCCUGACUUUGAGUCUGGAGCCAUGGAAAAUUGGGGCCUCAUCACAUAUGAAGAGACAUCACUGCUCUUUGAUACUAAGACUUCUUCUGCUUCUGAUCAACUAUGGGUCACCAAAGUCAUAGCCCAUGAACUAGCACACCAGUGGUUUGGCAACCUGGUUACAAUGGAAUGGUGGAAUGAUAUUUGGCUCAAUGAAGGUUUUGCAACAUACAUGGAACUCAUCUCUGUUAAUGCCACAUAUCCAGAGCUACAAUCUGAUGAUGCUUUUUUGGAUGUGUGUUUUGCAGUAAUUAAAAAAGAUUCAUUAAAUUCAUCCCGUCCUAUCUCCAAUCAAGCAGAAACUCCUACUCAGAUAGCGGAAAUGUUUGAUGCAGUUUCCUAUAACAAGGGAGCUUGUAUUUUGAAUAUGCUCAAGGAUUUUCUGAAUGAGGAGAAAUUCCACAAAGGAAUUAUUUACUACUUAAAGAGGUUCAGUUAUGGAAAUGCUAAAAAUGAUGACUUGUGGAGCAGUCUGUCAAAUAGCUGUCUAGGUGAUUUUACAUCUGGUGAAUUUUGUUAUUCUGAUUCCAAGAUGACAAGCAAUACACUCGCCUUCCUAGGGGAAAACGUGGAGGUCAAGGAGAUGAUGACGACGUGGACUCAGCAGAAAGGAAUCGCCCUGGUGGUGGUUACACGAGAAGGGCGUUCCCUCAGGCUGCAGCAGGAGCGCUUCCUGAGCGGUGUUUUCAAAGAGGACCCUGAAUGGAGGGCCCUGCAGGAGAGGUACCUCUGGCAUAUUCCACUGACCUACUCCACGAGUUCCUCUAAUGUGAUCCAUAGACACGUUCUAAAAUCAAGGACAGAUACUCUGGAAUUGUCUGAAAAUGCCAGUUGGGUGAAAUUCAAUGUGGACUCAAAUGGCUACUACAUUGUCCACUAUGAGGGGCACGGAUGGGACCAACUUAUUACACAGCUGAAUCAGAACCACACACUUCUCAGACCUAAGGACAGACUAGGUCUGAUUCAUGAUGCAUUUCAGCUAGUAAGUGCAGGAAGGUUGACCCUAGACAAAGCCCUUGACCUGACUCGCUAUCUCCAACAUGAAGCAAGCAUCCCUGCACUUCUCAAAGGUCUGGAAUACUUAGAAUUGUUUUACCACAUGAUGGACAGAAAGAAUGUUUCAGAUGUCACGGAAAACCUCAAGCAUUACAUUCUCCGAUAUUUUAAGCCAGUGAUUGACACGCAAAGCUGGAGUGACAAGGGCUCUGUCUGGGACAGGAUGCUUCGAUCAACCAUCUUAAGACUGGCCUGUUACCUGAACCAUGCUCCUUGCAUCCAGAAGGCAACUGAACUCUUCUCUCAGUGGAUGGAAUCCAGUGGAAAAUUAAACAUUCCAUCAGAUGUUUUAAAGGUUGUGUAUUCUGUGGGUGCUCAGACAACAGUAGGAUGGAAUUACCUUUUAGAGCAAUAUGGACUGUCCAUGUCAGGUGCUGAAAAAAAGAAAAUUCUGUAUGCAUUGUCAACCAGCAAACGUCAGGAAAAGCUAAUGAAAUUAAUUGAACUAGGAAUGGAAGGAGAAGUCAUCAAGACACAGGAGUUGUCCCUUCUUCUUUAUGCGAUCGCCAGAAAUCCGAAGGGGCAGCAAUUAUCCUGGAAUUUUUUAAGAGAAAAUUGGACCCAUCUCCUAAAAAAAUUUGAUUUGGGCUCAUAUGCCAUGAGAAUGAUCAUCUCUGGCACAACAUCUCACUUCUCUUCCAAGGAUGAGUUGCAAGAGGUGAAACUGUUCUUUGAAUCCCUUAAGGCCCAAGGAUUACAUCUGGAUAUUUUUCAAAUUAUUUUGGAAACUAUAUCCAAAAAUAUUAAGUGGCUGGAGAAGAAUCUUCCCACUCUGAGGACUUGGCUACUGGUUAGUUCUUAAAUGGUCAGUAGAAAGAGCACAUCACAUGUGGGCAUGAAGUCAAUAAAGCUCAAGUCAAAGUCCUGGAUAUUUUGUCCAAACCACUAAGAAGCCUCAAGAAACCAGCCACCGCAGCUUCCUGCUCUCAGCUAUUGUCUCUAGCUGACAGAUGUAUGAUAUUGGGGUGGGGGGAAGUCCAGUUCAGUAGCCUAUUUAAAUGUAAACUUCCUGAAUAAUGAAGAUACGUGGAGAUGUGAAUGUAGGUAUAUGGACAUAGCUGUAAUAGAUUAGCCACAUCGUAUACUAUCCACAUGGCCUUACAGCAUGCUACUUUUUUGCUUUUUUGAUGCUUUUUUCUAACCUUGCUUAGUAUCCUGGAGUUUGCCCAGCCAGUUUUACCUUCAAGGAAAC